Messenger RNA from Lindgomyces ingoldianus, 928 nucleotides. RefSeq lists its product as uncharacterized. The transcript has a single exon. Bases 391 to 669 code for a protein of 92 amino acids. NCBI's taxonomy places the organism in Eukaryota, Fungi, Ascomycota, Dothideomycetes, Pleosporales, Lindgomycetaceae. The record is from RefSeq and is a predicted model, not a curated record.
CAGACUCGUCUUCACUUAAUCCUUCCGGAAUCCUCCGUCCCUUGCUUCCACUUCGUAUUAUUUCCAUACAAUCUAUUAUCAGCUUGCCUCUCUGCGAGUUCCUUCCCCUGGAUCGAUAAUUCGCUCCUCAUUCAACAAGCGGAGAAGCGUAUAGGCAUCAUAGAGACAUUCUAGAGGCGUGGAGACAAUGCGAAUACCGUCUCCGAUGAGCCCAUAAAGCCGAGGGAUUUCGUCGAGUCGCCUAUUGCUCUCAUAACGCAAAGCCGAUGAGAGUGAGCAGAGUGAGCACGCAUAAUCAAAGCUAAAGCUAGUAUUCAAGCUUCGUUGCUGGGCUUUGUAGUUUUCCGGUCCGUCGAGGUAAGAUAUUAUGAAAUUUCUUCGCCUUCUUCGAUGUCUCUAAUGCUGUGGAUCGUAACCUUGUUCAAGUUCUCGUUCUGGGUGUUCUGCGAGUUCGGAUCGCACACAUGGUUAAUGCGAGAGGCUUCAAGGAAGAGGCCGCCUUCCGGUACAUUAGGCCCAAGAGACAGUGCGUUUGUCUUCACAAUACCAAGGAAAGGGCCAUGUCUAGGUCUAUGGGCGUUAUGCAGAGCAGAGAAGGCGCGCUAUUGUCCCUUUCCAAGACUCUACGCUGAUUUGGUGAUUGUGGGUUUUCACGCUUUGAGGCGAUGAAGAGCGUGGAACCUUCAAAUUUGGUGUUUCGGUGAGGAUGCAGAUUUCUUUCCUAAUGUUAGACGUGGCAACCCAGCUUUGCCCUUCCCUGUAGAUCGACUUCAUUGCGUGUAGUCGGUCGUUUUCGGGCGCUUGAUCAGCAUCUCUAUCCAUAACCUUCAUUUGCGUGAUAAUAUUUUGGCAAACAGAUGGUAGCUGCUGAGCCGUACGACAGAGCUUCUAGGUCGGACUUGAGGGUGGGGUUAUCAGAAUAUCAAUC